Messenger RNA from Sphaeramia orbicularis (orbiculate cardinalfish), 1579 nucleotides. RefSeq names its product nuclear receptor coactivator 5. Bases 152 to 1414 code for a protein of 420 amino acids. Lineage: Eukaryota; Metazoa; Chordata; Actinopteri; Kurtiformes; Apogonidae. The record is from RefSeq and is a predicted model, not a curated record. The transcript has 9 exons.
CGCCCUCCGCCUCUUCUUCUUCACUUCGUCCUCACAGGUUGCUGAGAGUUAGAUGGUGUAAGACAUUAGCUGGAAACCAGCAGGAUUUUUGGUUUCUUUCACCGUUUGAGCGAACGUAUAUUUAUUCCGGUGACUCUGCAGCGCAGAUAAAAUGUCGUCGUGGACGAAGUCGUCCUCAGGAGGCCGGCGCUCAAACUCGAACCCAAAUGGAAGUUCUAAACAACGGCGUGCCUUUCGGAGAUCAGCACCGUAUUCAUCCAGAGAGGAGAGGACCGACGACCACAAGGAUGCACUGGACAGUUAUGAAGAACUAGAGCAAAUGCAAAACUACAGUGGAGGUGUGACCUUCGAGGGUUACACGCAUCAGCCAAAUGCUGUGGUUAAACCUCCAACCAAAUCAGAGGGCACUCCAGCAGACAGACGCAAAACCCUGUAUCAGAAGUUCUACAAACAGGUGCAGGAGGAGAGGAAGCCGGCAGAUUGUGUGGUCCUGUCUGUCACCAACAAAAUCCUGGAUUACCCCAAAUCGCUAGGCCAGUGCUUGCAGGAGCGUGGCCUGUCAGUGGAAAUGCUCUACCUUCAGGCGGAGUCGGGCCUGACCCGUGCCCUACAGGAUGUCCGAUCCGACGGCUCCCCCUUAUGUAUUCUGGUGGAGCAGACAAACAUAGCUCUGUCCUCCUGCACUGUUAUCAUAUUCUCAGAAUCCCUCAAAAUCCAUCGUAACAUGCCCAAAGACCAGGCCAUGGACUUGGUCGUAGCAGAAUACAAUCGUGGUUUUGUCAAUGAGCGGCAGCCCAGGGACCCUGCAGACAUCGCAGCACAAGCGUCGCAGCUCCUGGAUGACUUUCUGGACCGAGAAAAGGUCGGACGCCACGCUGUUCCGUCUGACACCCGUCACCUCCUCAUGCUGUUGGCCGAGGGGGUGCACCUCUACCCCGAGGAGCUGGAGACCAUCACAGACUACGUUCGUUCCAGGCAGGAUUACAUAAGAGCCUCCAACACUGAAGGCGACAGGGGGAAUAUGUUACCCCCUGGACUGGGGAAACCACCUCCUUUGCUUCCUACUCCACCCGGGCCACCUCAGCUCCAGGCUUUAUCUGGACCAGGAGGAUCCAUGGGAGACCUCUCACCACCUCCACCUCCUUUUCUGUCCUUACCAGGCUCUCAUCUGAAAACCAAACCCCCUCCACUGCUGUCCAUGCAUCACCCUCCCAGUCCGUCUCUCCUCUCUCCCAUUCUCCGGGGCUCAUCUUCUUCUCGUGUGCCCUUACUCCACCCUCCUCCAUUCCAUCCGGGCUCUAGGGCCUCACACGGACCAAGAGGAACCACUCCUCCCUCACUGAAAAGCCUGCGACCUCCACUUUUAUCUCUCCCAGGCGGCCCACUACCACGACUGAGCGGCUCUCGACACUAAGAAAUGACCGAUGAUCCACACACAUGCUGUAAAACAGACAGGCAGACGAGGCCCGAGGCGUUUUGAACAUUUCAAUCCAUUCUAGAGCAAAACACACCGGCCUCUCUACGAUACUGUAUUAAUAUUCCAGCAACUUUGCCUUUUUAAAUAAAAGUAGGGAGCCAG